CUCCUCUCUCUUGCCGUAGCCAGAAAGGAUUCUGGGUAGUUGGACAGUGAAAGCGGCGGGAGCAUCAUAUUUUUCCACAAAUCCAGUUUUAGCGCUUCAGCAACAAUGGCGAAGGUGCAGGUGUUGAACGUGGCUGUCCUUGACAACCCGAGUCCCUUUGGAAACCCUUUCCAGUUUGAGAUCACCUUUGAGUGUAUGGAGGACCUGCCUGAAGACCUGGAAUGGAAAAUCAUCUACGUUGGCUCAGCAGAGAGUGAAGAGUACGACCAAGUCCUCGACUCUGUCUUGGUCGGCCCGGUGCCUGCUGGGAGACAUAUGUUUGUGUUUCAGGCUGAUGCCCCAAAUACUGGAUUGAUUCCUGAAAGUGAUGCUGUUGGUGUGACUGUAGUGCUGAUCACCUGCACCUACCGUGGCCAGGAGUUCAUUCGCAUUGGUUACUACGUGAACAAUGAAUACACAGAACCAGAGCUGCGGGAAAAUCCACCGAUCAAGCCAAAUUACACACAGCUCCAGAGAAAUAUUCUGGCAUCAAACCCACGCGUGACCAGAUUCCACAUAAACUGGGAAGGCUGUGCAGAACGAAUGGAGGACUGUGAAAAUGUGGAUCCCACGUCAAACUCCAUGCUCCCCCCAUCUUGUCUCCCAGGCAAGGCCCCGCCCUUAGGGAUACUACCAGACAACUCAAUGGACUGCUUAUAGAGACGAUCCCAGCCCCAAAUGUGAUAACUCACAGCAGGAGACCUCUAUUUUUGAAAAAUGCCUGUGGACAUUCUAGUGUGGACGUACAGACAUCUUGGUCUUACAGCUGCCCUUAUUUACCUGAAGCUUGUCAAAAAUUAACUCUCAUUUUGAGCUUCAGAUAAGGGUUUGUUCCGAGGAAGAUUAUGAGCAUCUCACACGUAUAAUCAUCACUUAUAGAUGGGGAGAUCGUUGCUAUGUUCUUGAAAGCAAUAUCAAAGUAAUUGAACUCAUGGAAUGGGGGGGGAAAAAGGUAACCAUGGAAUGAUGCAGCUGAACUGAAACGAUACAGCAAACUGAUGUGAUUCACCUUCCUUCCUGUUGUUGGUGCAGAACUUAUUUGUACCCAUAUAAGAGGUUUUCAGCACUGAAGCAAUAUACAAAUAAAUUGCAACAUAUUGCUGCAUGGGAAUUUUAUAUUCUGCCAUCACAUUUGUGUUCAAAUUUAUUAUGCACUUAAACCUUUUCCCACUUAGAUUGUUGAGUUUUGGAUGGGCUACGUUACUUUCUCCGUGUUUUUUUUUGUUUUUGUUGUAACUGUGUUUUCCAAAUAAAUAAAAAAACAU
This is a messenger RNA of Anoplopoma fimbria (sablefish), 1304 nucleotides long. It is a transcript of the gene asf1ba, whose product is annotated as anti-silencing function 1Ba histone chaperone. The record is from RefSeq and is a predicted model, not a curated record. Gene Ontology annotation, cellular component: nucleus. The transcript is spliced from 5 exons. NCBI's taxonomy places the organism in Eukaryota, Metazoa, Chordata, Actinopteri, Perciformes, Anoplopomatidae. Gene Ontology annotation, molecular function: histone binding. Bases 106 to 699 code for a protein of 197 amino acids. Gene Ontology annotation, biological process: DNA replication-dependent chromatin assembly.